AAGCUGAAGGACAUCAAUGACAUCCUGAAGUCUGUCUUUCUCAUCUUCCCCCACUUCUGCCUGGGCCGGGGACUCAUUGACAUGGUGAAAAACCAGGCUAUGGCUGAUGCUUUGGAGAGAUUUGGAGAAAAUCGUUUUGUGUCCCCUCUGUCAUGGGACCUGGUGGGAAGGAACCUCUUUGCCAUGGCAGUAGAAGGCGUUGUGUUUUUCCUCAUUACAGUGCUCAUCCAGUACAGGUUCUUCAUCAAACCCAGGCCUGUCUAUGCCAAGCUGCCUCCUGUGAAUGAUGAAGAUGAGGAUGUAACCAGAGAGAGGCAGAGGAUAAUUAGCGGAGGAGGACAGAGUGAUAUUUUGGAAAUCAAGGAGCUAACCAAGAUUUACAGAAUGAAGAGAAAGCCAGCAGUUGACAGGAUCUGUGUUGGAAUCCCCCCUGGAGAGUGCUUUGGACUCCUGGGAGUAAAUGGUGCUGGCAAGUCAUCCACUUUUAAGAUGUUAACUGGUGAUACAGAUGUGACGGGAGGAGAAGCUUUCCUCAAAGGAAACAGGUGAAAGACAAUGCAUUUUCUCUGC
This is a messenger RNA of Cyanistes caeruleus (blue tit), 570 nucleotides long. The record is from RefSeq and is a predicted model, not a curated record. NCBI's taxonomy places the organism in Eukaryota, Metazoa, Chordata, Aves, Passeriformes, Paridae.